Messenger RNA from Eruca vesicaria subsp. sativa (arugula), 770 nucleotides. NCBI's taxonomy places the organism in Eukaryota, Viridiplantae, Streptophyta, Magnoliopsida, Brassicales, Brassicaceae. The record is from the annotation of a GenBank genome assembly.
CCCAUACCUCUUUCAGAACCAAAAAGAUGAAAAUCUUAUCUCAAAUCCAAAUCAUUUUUCUCUCCAUUGCUCUUCUUCUCUUCAUUACAUCCUCAGCAACUCCAUCAACAUAUUCAAAUCAAACCAACUUAGAUUACAUCAAAACAUCAUGCAACCUCACACACUACAAAACCCUUUGCUACAUCUCUCUAUCUCCUUACGCCUUAGCAAUAGAUUCCAACCCUCAAAGACUCGCCGUCACCGCCCUUAAUCUCACCCUCUCCUCCGCCAAAUCUGCAGCUAAGUUCAUCAAGAACAUUCCUCAGGGCAGAAGCGGUCUAACACGUUUCGAAGCGGGUGCGGUUGCUGAUUGCGUGGAGGAGAUUGGAGACUCGGUGAGUGAGCUCCACGAUUCAAUAAGAGAGUUGGAUUCGAUCAACUACGAGAAUAGCUCAAAAUUUGAGAUGGUUAUGUCGGAUGUUAAGACAUGGGUUAGUGCUGCUCUCACUGAUGAUGACACAUGUAUGGAUGGUUUCAACCAAGAUGGUCGAGCCAAAGCGGCCGUGAAAGAUUUGGUUCGGCGACAUGUCGUAAAGGUUGGUCGGAUGACUAGCAACGCGCUUGCUGUCAUUAAUAUGUACGCAUCCACACAUUAGAAAUGAUCAUAAAUGUUCAUAUGGUCUUACACAAAUUUGUUUAAUAACUUUAUUUGGCAAAAUUGCUUAUUUUCAUGUUUAUAUGUAUACUAUGUACCUUGUUAUAGGUAUUGUGGAUUUUCGUGUAUACUUUAA